GGCGCAUCAUGCCGGGCCAUACAGUGUUUCUAUUUAGUUGCCUUACGGGCAGCGCACAAGCUGCUCGUGUACGUCGCUCGCGCCGCGUGCUGCCCUCUGUCGGAGCUCCGAGCUGCCGGUUUUGCCUCCAGUGACCUUGGCGCAUCGGCCCGUGCCGUUCAUUGGCCGCGAGAAGCUAAGACGAGUUACGUUCCUACGACUGCUUCACCCACUAAACUAUGUCAUUCGACAACAGAAUACACCACCGCUCGGGGAACUCUCCCGUGCCUCCCUAGCCGCGCGAGGUGGCGGUCACAUCACGCGUCACCUGUCAAAAUGACGUGACGUUAACAGACAAUCGUGUUUAUAACCUCUCUGUGAAUAUUAUUACUUUUUUUAGUGCAAUUAUGAAGGUUGGCAGAAUGUCGAAGGUUUUAAAAGACGAAUUAGGGCGGUGCCGAGGCACGCGGGGCUGACUCCACGACAGCGGACAGGCGGCGCGCGCGUAUCUACACUACUCCGCUCGUCCGCGCCCGCGCCGCACGGCUCGCACGCACCCGUCCCACACACAUCCUGCAUCUCCCUGAACCGUGCUCGACCACCGUACAAAACAACUCACAGUGAUAGUGAACAUUAAAGUACAGUAACUAACAAUAAAACAAGUGAAAUCCCUAGUGAUUCCGUUCAGUGCUCGGUAGCCGAGUGAAUGCGCGUGUGUUUCGACACCCUCUGCUUUGGAUCGUCACAGCGAACAGCUGCUGACGAUGAGCCGAGGGCCUUAGUGAAUACAGGUGGAGGAGCGCUUACCGUGGCGCCCACAGUGAACGGCGAUAGGCGUGCUUUAAACGAAACUUAUAGAGAGAUUGAAUUAAAUGGUAUAAUGGGGACUCCAAGCGCAAUGAACGCUGAUUCUGAGAAUUGUGUUGCUAACGCGACAAUGACGAACGACAUGCAACCUCUCAUUGAGAGGAUACGGGAACUGGAGGCGUUGCUGAAGCAACGUGACCAGGAGAUGUUGGAAUUGCGCUCGCAACUGGACAAGUUGCAGAGCGUGUUCCCGUACCAGCAGUAUGCUCGAGGAUCGCGAGGUCCGAGGAAGCAGAGGGCUCAGGGUAUCUCCGCUGAGCCCCAGACCAGCUCGUCCUUACAGGACUUGACUCACCAGACGUUCCCUGUCUACGACAAGAGCGAAGCAUCCCGGGAGCUGAUCAAGAGUGCAAUACUGGACAAUGACUUCAUGAAGAAUCUUGAAAUGACACAGAUUCGCGAGAUCGUGGAUUGCAUGUAUCCCGUCGAAUAUGCAGCUGGCAGCCUCAUUAUCAAAGAAGGAGAUGUUGGCAGCAUCGUAUAUGUUAUGGAAGAGGGCCGCGUGGAAGUUUCACGGGAGAACAAAUACCUCAGCACAAUGGCACCAGGCAAGGUGUUCGGAGAGCUGGCCAUUCUCUACAACUGCAAACGUACUGCCACCAUCAAGGCGGCCACGGAUUGCAGACUAUGGGCCAUCGAACGCCAAUGUUUCCAGACUAUCAUGAUGCGUACUGGUCUUAUCCGCCAGGCUGAAUACACUGACUUCCUCAAGAGCGUGCCGAUCUUCAAAGAUUUGCCCGAAGACACACUUAUCAAAAUAUCGGACGUGUUGGAAGAGACUCACUACCAGAAUGGUGACUACAUCAUUAGACAAGGCGCCCGUGGUGACACCUUCUUCAUCAUCUCUAAGGGACAGGUGAAAGUCACUCAGAAACCACCAAACAGUAAUGAUGAGAAAUUUAUAAGAACUCUCACGAAAGGCGAUUUCUUCGGAGAGAAGGCAUUGCAAGGGGAUGACCUUCGAACAGCUAACAUUAUCUGUGACUCGCCGGAGGGCACGACUUGCCUCGUCAUCGAUCGGGAGACCUUCAAUCAACUCAUAUCGGCUCUCGACGAGAUCCGUACGAAAUACAAGGACGAAGGAGACAGCAGGCAACGAUUGAACGAGGAAUUUGCCAAUUUGCGUCUCUCAGACUUGCGUAUCAUUGCGACGCUGGGUAUCGGAGGCUUCGGUCGAGUGGAACUGGUCCAGAUCCAGAGCGACUCCAGCAGGUCCUUCGCUUUGAAACAGAUGAAGAAGGCCCAGAUCGUUGAAACUAGACAACAACAGCACAUCAUGUCGGAGAAGGAGAUAAUGUCAGAAAUGAACUGCGAGUUCAUUGUAAAAUUAUACAAAACAUUCAAGGAUCGUAAAUAUUUAUACAUGCUGAUGGAGACUUGCCUUGGAGGAGAGUUGUGGACUAUUCUAAGAGAUCGAGGUCAAUUCGACGAUGCGACUACAAGAUUCUAUACUGCUUGUGUGGUUGAGGCCUUCCAUUACCUACAUUCGCGAAAUAUUAUUUACAGGGAUCUCAAACCAGAGAAUUUACUAUUAGACUCUAAAGGAUACGUUAAACUAGUAGAUUUCGGUUUCUCAAAGAAGUUGCAAGCAAGCCGCAAGACUUGGACUUUCUGCGGUACGCCAGAAUAUGUAGCCCCUGAAGUUAUCAUGAAUAGAGGUCAUGAUAUUAGUGCGGAUUAUUGGUCCUUAGGUGUUCUUAUGUUUGAGCUGCUCACUGGCUCACCACCAUUCACGGGCACUGAUCCAAUGAAGACAUACAACAAGAUUCUCAAGGGUAUCGAUGCGGUGGAAUUCCCUCGCUGUAUCACUAGGAAUGCGACUAAUCUGAUCAAGAAGCUGUGUCGGGACAAUCCUGCUGAACGACUUGGCUAUCAGAGAGGAGGCAUUACUGAGAUACAGAAACACAAGUGGUUCGACGGAUUCAACUGGGAGGGUCUGGCGCAACGUUCCCUUGAGCCACCUAUCACCCCUGUAGUGAGAUCGCCAAUCGACACUCACAACUUCGACCAAUAUCCACCAGAUGCGGAUGAACCACCACCAGACGACCUCUCAGGAUGGGACAGUAAUUUCUAAAUUACCUGAACCACCAGUUAUUGUUAAACUUGUAAUACUAUCUCAUAUAAAGCAGUUUAUGCAUGACGACAAAAUGAAACGCAAACCUACACGUUUACGAUUUAAGUUGCAAAUGCGUUAUCGUUUUCGUCAUUAGGGAGGUCAAGUUCAUCCAAUACGUAUCUAUUUUACUUAAUAUUACGAAGUAUAGUGACGUUUACACCAAUCUAGCACAUUAAGUAAAUUGUUUUCAAUUUGUUAUAGUUCCGUCACUUGAAUAUUAUAAUGCCAUUAAUUGUUUAGUUGUUAGAUCUUGCCGGUUGCUCGUCAACUGCUUGUGGUGUUCGGAGUCUUCAAAACGUAAAGAAUAUAUUUACACUUUGAACAUCACUAUGUAUUUGUAAAUAGCUUAAAUUAUGCUCUAUACCUAAUUAAAGUCUCAACUAUUAAAUUUUUAUUAUUUUUAUUUCUAUUUUAGUAAAUCAAUGCUUAUUAAUUCGAUUCAACAGUAGUGCAAUAUCAAUAGCAAGAAUGGUUCUAACUUUUGUACUUAUUUUAACCUUUACGUAUGUAUUAUUGAAGGUAUAAGUGAUCCUCGUGUGCUGAAUGGUGCAUUACGUAAAAGUGUGUCUUUGGGAUCUUAUCAGUAAAACACUAAACGCCUGUGACACAAUUGAUUAUCAAAAUCAAAGAAAUAUCCAGACGACAUUCAUACUCUAAGGAGUUUGAACAUUUCUUUUUUUAUAAAUUUUU
This is a messenger RNA of Spodoptera exigua (beet armyworm), 3652 nucleotides long. The record is from the annotation of a GenBank genome assembly. Lineage: Eukaryota; Metazoa; Arthropoda; Insecta; Lepidoptera; Noctuidae.